AUGCAGGAAGAUAUUCAACAAGUCAGUGGGCUUCUUGGUGGAGUUGGCUUGAACUUCGAUCCCGCUCUCCUUGCGGCUCUAAACAAGCACGACUUCAACUCUGAUUAUUUUGAUCCAGAAACAACCAAUAUUGGCACAAUCAAUGGCAUGCCGUUUGCGUCAGUUCUGAGCGAGGCCCAUGCUUCAUACGAAGGUGUUCCUUCCGAGCUUCAGUCAUUCAAAUAUGCUGCUGUGGGCGACAAGGGCGAUAUACAGUCGUUCGAUCUGGGUCAAACCAACUAUCCAGGCUCCGGUGCGUAUUACAAUAACGGAGGACAUUUGCAGGCUCAGAUAAUUCCGAACGAAUCUACUAUCUCAGGAGCCCACAUACCAGCGCACCGUCCGGUAGAGCAAACUGGACAAUGGGACGUCCCGCAAGCAUUUGAUCCUAUGUCAAAUGUACGACAAGCGGUUGUAUACAAGCCUUGGUGCGCACAAAACAUGCAACCGCUAGAGGCUACAUGCAACUUACCCAACCCUACAGCGCAGAAGCCUCAGCAGACACAUGCCUCAGUCGAGAUGUGGGCGCCAUCAUUUGACUUUGAACCAUACGAGACACACUGUCCGGUUCAGCAAGCGCAGAUGCAGUCACAAGGAAACAUGAUAUCAUCUCCUGAGGCAGGCCGAGCAGAAGGCUUCCUCUUCGACUCGCUCGAAGAAGCCAUAGCCGCUCACCCUUCACCCGCCUGGCGCUGUCCCACCAACGACCCAACGAUCCCCUCAACAGACCAAGACCGCGGGUCAUGGGUAAUACAACUCCUCUCCGCCAUGAGCAACACCAUCGACGUCUUCGACAGCCCAGGCGUAGCUUUCACAAAGCGCUGGUACCACCCCGUCACAGGCCCAUCGACUUACUACAGCGAAGAAGCCAAGGAGAUUGUUUGCUGGGACAUUGUCGACCUGGCGGAGCAGCUGCAUCGUAUCGGGCUCAAAGUUUUACAUUCCUUUGACAAGUUGUUCUGGGACGAAACAAACAAGACGCAGGCCUGGACGUUUCAGCAGCGUAUGCAGCAUAUUGUAUUAUUGCUGGAGUACUCAAAGGGUCGUUGUGAGUCGCUCCUUGCUAAUGAGACGCUGCAUGCGGUUGUGGGAUACCCGUCGGCGCUGCUUAGUGCUGCGAACAACAACGCAAAGUGUAAUAGGGGUCGUCAGGCAAUCUUGGAGGCGGGGCGUGUGGCUAAGAAGGUGAAGAUGGAGCGGUAG
Pyrenophora tritici-repentis Pt-1C-BFP is the source of this 1242-nucleotide messenger RNA. RefSeq lists its product as uncharacterized. NCBI's taxonomy places the organism in Eukaryota, Fungi, Ascomycota, Dothideomycetes, Pleosporales, Pleosporaceae. The record is from RefSeq and is a predicted model, not a curated record.